Messenger RNA from Cladophialophora immunda, 4658 nucleotides. RefSeq lists its product as uncharacterized. The record is from RefSeq and is a predicted model, not a curated record. Bases 228 to 4049 code for a protein of 1273 amino acids. The transcript has a single exon. NCBI's taxonomy places the organism in Eukaryota, Fungi, Ascomycota, Eurotiomycetes, Chaetothyriales, Herpotrichiellaceae.
CUGCGAACCGCGGACUGCCAAUGUCCACACUUAUUCCUACCACAAUUCACACCAUUGUAUCACUUCAUUUGCCUCGUUUAAUGAUUUUUAGGUUGCUUAUCUUGGACUUCGGAGGCUUGACUCUCCGUGUUAUGUGAUACCAUUUGCGCAGUUCCCUUAUAUGAAGAACAUGGAUUAAUAAAUCUGCAUGUGCGUCUCUCGAUUUCCGGCUUCGACCGACGGUGACGAUGAGCCUUCGACAUCCUCCACGACUGGAUGUGUCUGAAGAAGAUGGAACCCACCUCAUCGGGCAGCAGGUUCGGCAUGGAGUACCAGAUGAAAUCAUCGCUAUGCUGGCUCGCGCAAACCGCCAGGCUACCGCUGCCAACAGAGCUGCCAAAAUCGAGAAAGAGAGCGUUACUGCAACUAAAGCCGACCCCCUCCUCCCUCCCGUUGCCACCGAUUUUGGUCCCGAGACUCUGAUUGAAUAUCUGCGAAGUGAGGCCGACAGGUUGAGGCGUGAACGCAAAGCUACAUCGGGAAAGGGUAAAGGGAAAGCGAAAGAGGCAUUGACACCGGCAACAUCUGGCGUACUCCAUCCGAGCAGCACUCCAAUAUCCACACAUGGUCUGCGUUCACCAUCUGCUACCCCAACACUCGCUGAUCCAGUCGAUGACCGCCAACCUGCUGUAGGACCUGCAACUCGACGAUCGCAACGUCUGGCACGCGGAGACUCUCUCAAUCAGGAGGCGAUUCAACCUGCAGGUGAGUCUAAGAAGACACCGCUGUCUCGGCCACUACUGCCGACGCCAUUUCGGCCUGAACUAUCUCAGCAGCCCUCCAUCCCAGAAGAUGACCUCACCACACGACCAAGCGGUACUGGUCCCUCCAGAACGAGCACAUUCGAGGAACACACCAGGAACAAGAGAAUGGCUGUUAGAAACACUGCUCAAAAGGAUUUGACAAGUCCGCUGCUUACAAGGUCGCGUCAGAGAAGACGUUCGAAGGGCUUCUUAUUCUCUGGCGCGUCAACUGCUGUGGAUCCCACUUCAUCUGCAACGCAUUCAGAGCUCCCCUGUCCGGACACUCCACAAUACGACGCCCCAGAGUCUCCUCAGAUCUCUCUGUCCGAGAAUGAACCUAGUGGUUCAGUACAUGAUCUUGUAUCUUCGCCCCGACUGCUGGCCACUAACAACAGAACUAUUCAGACCUCGCUCAGUAGACCCAUCCACGACCUGCCGAACAGCCAAGCCUCGAAACACAGAUCCUCCACGAGUAAGGACGUCACGCUUGCUGGGUCAGAGGCCCAUUCCUCUCCAGUCAGUACUUUCGACUAUGCCAGCCUCAUCCCUGAAGUCAUCCCUCCAAGCGCCAAGAAGGAGUUCAUCGACCAGACUACGCGUGCGGAGCAGAACAGUUCAGCCGAUUACCCAAGACGAACUGCAGAAUCAAGCAGGCUGAACAGAGUCCAUCACGUCGGGCCCCCGGCUCCUUGGACCCAAUUUCCCCUUCCCUUUUGGACCCCUCCGCGCCAUGCAAUCACCCCCGCCGAAAGUGAUGAUCCGUACGCGAAGGACGUUCCAACCCCAGCCCCCGAAAAGCACUACCCUCGCCUCUGGAAGCCCACGGCGGCUCCUGGCACGUCUCCAACGAGCACAAGAUUGACCAGAAUCCGGUCGUCUCGACGUGUCAAAGCUUCCGGACCAGAAUCAAGUGCUCUACAGCUGUUUGAUGUCGUUCUGUGGACGGAAAUUUGCAGGUUUCUUUCUACGCAAGAUGUGAGAAACCUCCGCCUCGUCAACAGAUCUAUUGCACAAAUCAUAGCUCCAAUCCAGUUCAGGAGCGUCGUGGUCAAUUUCGACAGACACUUCUUCGGCACGGGUGGCAGUAAUUGGGAUAGCAAGUCCGGGCUCCUACCCACCAACUCGAUGUUCAAGAAAUACGGCGCCAAUAUCAACAAAUUUGGCGUGUCUUUCGAGUACGAUCAGCAAGGAUUAUCGCAUGCUAAGACGAAAACCAUUGAUAAGGAACAAGAUGCAUGGUUUGGAACAUUCAAAUGGCCUAUUGAACAAUACCCACGCUUUCCAGAACUGCAAGCUCUCGAGGACCUUGUUGAUCAUAACUGCCCGUUGCUCAAGGAAGCACUCGAAAGUAUCACCGGGGCGUCGGAGCUUGGAUUGUGCAUCGACAGCGGUCACGGCUGGCUAGAAGGCCCUGAUAUUUCCGAUAUGGCUCUUUUCAAUCGACGGAUGGCGAAGGGGAGCAAAGUCUUCGGGAAGACGUUCGAAACCGAAGAUGUUUGGAUCACUUUUGCCCGUAAUGAAUACUUUAGAUGGGCCCAACAGAAUACCAUCAACGCAGCGCUAAAGGCGCUUAUGACGAAGCAGACGACCCCAGAGUCUGCUGUUAAAGAGUUUCACUUUUUGGAUGCUCUCAGGAUUCGUGACAUCGAGAGCUUCAGAAAUCAGGACGAGCAAUAUGAUUACGACCCGGAAUGCCAUGUGGGAGGUGGUCCAGUUCUGGCAGUAGAAGCUCUCGCGGAUGACGGUGGCGAGCUUCCUACCCCUUUUCAGGUGCAUCAGGUUGUGCGAGAGCGCCGACUCGCAACCCAUUCCCAAAACGGGGGUAGGAGAUCACCACAGUGGCCACUAAUUUUCAGCGGUCAGAAUCUUGCUGCUGAGCAUGGAGGUCACUGCCCUUUUGUCCAAAAGAACACCGCCAAUCCUGUCGCAUCUCCACUGCUGCCCGGAUUGCUCACAGAGCCGCAAGCUCAAUGGUUGAUGGAAACUGUGUGGGCGCAGCGGGCUUUCCUAUCCGCUUACACGACAGCCAUCAUUACCCACAGGCAAAACUUCCAGUCGAUCCAUACCCUCCGCAUCAGUAAAUUGUCCUCUGGGCUCCUCCCAUGCUUAGAACAAGAAGAAUUCUGGAAGAGCUUCUCUGGACUCAAGACGCUGCAGAUCUUGGUAAGCCCGGACUGGCGCCAGGAGCACGUAACGGGCGAUCGACUAUUUGCUAAGAACAUGCGCAUCUGGCCCUCCAAGGCUGCUGAGAGGUUCACCGAGUUUUUGAGAACAUACGUUGCCAAGAUAGAGAAUCUGCACAGCCUGAACAUUGGCUAUACUGGCGGCGGGGAACAUGCUGCUGGCAUGUUUGCACGGAAUAAGCACGUCUUGCACGCGCCGAUCACCCAUGAUCCGGGGCCUUUCCUGAUUGACGACACCAGCAAACCGACAUGGCCGCUUCUCACAAAAUUCGACCACGUACGAGAGCUCAAAUUUGAAAAUUGUUGGUUUACUCCAUGGAUGCUGCAGGAGUUCAUGAAACUUGGCAGAGACACAAGUCUCCAUUCCCUAAUCCUUGACUCCGUCAGCAUGACCGCGUGUCAUGAUGACGAUCUCAACACGACCAUUGGGAGAGUACCGGGUCAUCUUCGCUGCCUUCACCCUCUAGAAGACUGGACUCAAGAGACUUUGCCCAUCGGCGCCUCCUGGGCUCGAGUCCUUGACGCUAUUACGCCGGGGAAAACACUUCUUGCACACAAAUACGACGCGGGACUGAUUGACAUAGGAGCUUAUCCGAAGCCUAAGCCAACGUUCCGCGGACAUGUUCAAGAAAUCAUCCUUAACAGUUGUGGCUAUGUCAAGAUCAACGUUCCAAUUUCGUUCCAGAGUAUCUAUAACCAAAAUGCGCUAGUUCAGGGCCCCGAACCUACCAUGGACGAUGCCCUGGCCGUUCGUAGGGAACGAUUUUACAAAUGGCCAGUGGUUGAAGGUGAGCAAAGUGCGUCGUCCCGGACUGCUGGCUCUCGAGCCUCCGAGAUGUCGCUGGCAAGGAUCAUGAUGUCUGAGUCAUCCGCGGAUUACGCAACAGUUCCUUGGUUGGGCACAUUGACUCAAUGCAUUCAUCCGAUUGAAAAGCGCGUCCUCGAGCAGGCGUGGCAGAUGACUUUUGGAUGGCCGAAUAACCUUGAUCGAUGGGCUGCGGUCGAAGAUGGACAGUCUGAAGGUGGUACAGGACGGUUCAGUGGUGUGAUCAGGAAAGCUGAUCAGACCAUGGAGGAAUACUGAAUUUAUUUGACUGAGAAGCUCUUUAGCUUGUGGCGAAAUCUUCCGGUGCUUGAACGGGUGUGGUUAUUAUCUUAUGAUGACUGCUGCUUGCUCCAGAGUGAAUGGCACCAAUUGGACAUGGAUAUUGUUAUGGUGAUACUGACGAAUUCGGAGCGGCAAGUCAUCGGGAGGUUGGAGAAAAAGGCUUCGCUGUCUCCAAGUUGCACCAGCAAGGCUGAUGGGCUACGUGAACCUCUGCUACCAGCUGAGGCGUCUGGACUCGCUGCUCUGGACCUCCUCUCGUUCCGUUCCCGCCUUUUUUUUCUUUCUCGAUACACUUAGCAUCCCACGUGGUCUACAUCUGGUAGCGAUGCCACUUUGCCAUUUCUUUUGGAUGCUAGCACUGGCCAGCCUAGACGACAAGAUCAUAAUCCGGUCUUCGUCUAACCUCGAUGAGCGGUCCGUCACGAGCGGCGGAGAAGUUGUCCAACAUUCUGUACUCGUCGUAUUCCUGCCCAAGGGCCUCCUCCCUUCCUCCACUGAUGUACUUGAAGUCGUACAAGAACACGGCCCGGGCAAGAGUGACCCAGAGCUCGAUAUAGGCCAGUCUCCGGCCUAUGCAAAUCCGAG